UGAUGUCCGCACCAUCAUGAACAAGAUAUUCUCGUACAGGAGCAAGCCUCGUGGUGUGUGCAGCGUGCUGGUUGCCAGCAAUGCUGCUCAGUCUGUGGUGAACAGCCCGGCUCUUAACGCCGCUCACGAACUCUACGGCGUGCUGCAUUUUGCUCACAAAUUCUCAAUUUCAGGCACCCUGGGCAUCCCGGGAUCUGGUGAAUUGUUCCGUGUGCCGCGAUACUGGAACAUCUCCAGCGAAGCUGGGGCUGCAACAAACGCAGAUCCAGAACAAAGCUCUGCUACACUUUCACCGGAGCCGAAGGCGCAGCUCAAAAAGUCGGUACUGGACCAGCUCCUGCAGUUUACUGGAGAAGCGCCCACGACGAAUGAACAGAAAUCACUGACAAUGGAGAAUACGCACGUGGAUCCUAAGCAAAAACAUGAGUCGCCAUCUCACGGAAGUCGGGCAUCUAGCGAGAUGCAGCAUGAAAAUUCACGUCAUGAUGUGGCGGUACUGAAGCGGCCAUUCUCAGCCAUAAAUGCAUACGAGGAGGAAGAAAAAACGAACGUGGAAUCUUCUAGAGAGAAGUGUGCGAGGUUGGAUGGUGGUGUCACCAAGAUGGUAUCUCGAGAAUCACACAAACUGAAUGAUAUCAGCAAAAAUAUAACUGCGACGCCGACCUCAAAUAAACUACAAUCACCACGCACGUCGAGAGAAACUAAAAGUUCGUCAAGUAGCACAGAUGUGCCGGUCUUUGAAAAUAAAAUUAGGGAUAAAUUUUCGUAUCGUGGCUAUGACGAACGGAAAGAAAGUCCGUCUGGCUAUUGGCGAGGGUCUGGCGUCGGACGGGGUGUCAGCGGUGGGCGUGGGUCGAGCGCUGGACGUGGAAUGCUGGAUAAAUUUUCCCGUCAACCCUUCGGGCACAAAGGUCAUCCUUGGGAUAGCGAAACGGAUAAUGUUAAAAACGUGCAGGAUUUUGAUGGUCGUAGUCAACUACCGAUGGGUCAUGAAGGAUUGCCGAAAUUUUCGAAAGACUAUGGGCAUGGAUUGAAGAAUCUCGGAAGAGAUUUUGAACAGGGAAGUAAGCGAAAAUUUGGGUUUGAAGAAGAUGCUCAACAAUUUAAUCGCGCUGGGUUACAGGAAUCCAGUCUUGAAAGAAACGAGUCAUUUAGUCGCAGAGGUCAUGAUCAAAACAACCAAUUUGAUCCUCGACCCGUCAGUUCAGCAACACGUGGCCGUGGAGACAGUAUGGACGUCGAUAUGAGGUCAUUAGGGGGUGAAGUGCCGCAACUGUGUAGUAAAAGAGACAAAAAUUUCCGCCAAUUUGGCCAUGAAAAGAUGCAGCACUUCAACAAUGAACAAGAUCGCCAACUGUCGAGCCGUGGAGGUCACAAACCGUUUAUCAACACUGAAUAUGAAUUACAGCAAUUUGGACGUGGCAGUCAAAAAGAGUCUUGCGACCGAGGACAAAAUUCUAGGCUGUUUGGCCGUGAAGGUGAGAGCCAUUUUGACAACAAAGUAAACGAUGUACCAGACGUUGAUCGUGGAGGUAAACGGCAGUUUGGAAACAGAGAACGAGAAACAUUUGGACGCGGCGGCCAUUGGAAAUUUGGUGGUGGAGGUAAACAACAGCUUGACAACAAGGAACGUGAUUUCCAACCGUUCGGCCGAGGAGAUCAGCGUCCAUUUGAUGAUAAAGAAAAAGAUUUUCAACCGUUCGGCCGUGGAGGUCAGCGCCCAUUUGGUGAUAGAGAACAAGAGUUGCAAUCGUUCGGCCGAGGAGGUCAGCGUCCAUUUGAUGAUAGAGAACAAGAGUUGCAACCGUUCGGCCGAGGAGGUCAGCGUCCAUUAGGUGAUAGAGAACAAGAGUUGCAACCGUUCGGCCGUGGAGGUCAGCGUCCAUUUGAUGAUAGAGAACAAGAGUUGCAACCGUUCGGCCGUGGAGGUCAGCGUCCAUUUGAUGAUAGAGAACAAGAGUUGCAACCGUUCGGCCGGGGAGAUCAGCGGUCGUUUGGUGAUAAAGAACAAGAUUUUCAACCGUUCGGCCGUGGAGGUCAGCGUCCGUUUGGUGAUAGAGAAAAAGAGUUGCAACCGUUCGGCCGUGGAGGUCAGUGUUCAUUUGGUGACAGAGAAGAAGAUUUACAACCGUUCGGUCGAGGAGGUCAGCGUUCGUUUGGUGAUAAAGAACAAGAUUUUCAACCGUUUGGCCGUGGAAGUCAGCGUCCGUUUGGUGAUGAAGAACAAGAUUUUCAGCCGUUCGGCCGUGGAGGUCAGCGUCCGUUUGGUGAUGAAGAUUUUCCACCGUUUUGCCGUGGAGGUAAAACACACUUUGAUGGCAGAGAACCUGAACUGCCUGCAUUUGGCCGUGGAGGUAAACAAUUUGGUGAAAAAAGACAAGAUUUGCCACCAUUUGGCCGUGGUGGUAAACAAUUUGGUUGCAGGGAUCAAGAUUUGCCGCAAUUCGGUAGGGGAGGUGAAACGCAAUUUGGCAACAGAGAACAAGAUGUUUCAUCUUUUGGCCGUGGAAGUAAUCAACGAUUUGGAAAGAAAGAACAAGACUGGCCUCCAUUCGGCCGCGAAGAUGAUCAGCUAUAUGAAAGCAGAGAACGAGGUUUGCCAUCAUUUGGCCGCGAAGGUAAUCAAACAGUCGAAAACAGAGAUCAAGAUUUGCGAUCAUUUGGCCGCGGAGGUAAUCAAACAGUUGGAAACAGAGAUAAAGAUUUGCCACCAUUUGGUCGCGAAGGUAAUCAAACAGUCGGAAACAGAGAUCAAGAUUUGCCACCAUUUGGUCGCGGAGGUAAUCAAACAGUCGGAAACAGAGAUCAAGAUUUGCCACCAUUUGGCCGCGGAGGUAAUCAAACAGUCGGAAACAGAGAUCAAGAUUUGCCACCAUUUGGUCGCGGAGGUAAUCAAACAGUUGGAAACAGAGAUCAAGAUUUGCCACCAUUUGGUCGCGGAGGUCAGCGGCUCCCCUGCAGCGGGUUUGACGGCAAAGAACAGAAUUUGGUAGCCAACGAAAGUCGAACUCUACGAGGUAUUGGAAAUGAAAUGCUUCCUUUUGGAGGCAAGAAUCAGAAGCCCGUCGGUGUUGAAACUGAUGUCCAACCAUUUAAUGGUGUGCGAAGAUUAGCUGAAGAUCAAAGCAAUGAUUCAUUUAGUUUUGGACCCGACCAACAGGUUGGUCCUAAAAGCUGGGCUGGUAAACCAUUAAGUCGUGGAGCCGGGGAGCAUCUAGUUCCUGACAACGGUGCAAUGGCCAAUAAUGACCAAAAUAAGCGGUUUAAAAAUGAUGAACCUGCGUUUGGUCUUCGAGGGUGGCAAGAGUUUGGUCAAAAUGAAGGUCAGCGACAGUUUCAUUACGAAAAUUAUGAUCAACCAAUGGGGCGAGGCGGUCAACUGAAGUAUGGCGAGGGGAAUGAAAUGCGACAUCGAAGUGGGGUGCAAGCGUCUGUCUUGAAGAAACCUGAAAUAUUCGGCCAUGAAAGCGAUACAAUGUUAGAUAAGAAUUCCGAAACCAACUCAGCGCAAGCCUUCGCGAAAAUUGAUCAGCAAAGCGGUAGUGCCCUUGUAAAGCAACAAUUUGGCCGAGAUUCUUCCCAAAGUCGCCUCACUGCAACAACAGUGAAUGCAACGCAAGAUCCUCAGCGUAUUGAAGAUAAGAGCCUGCAAGCUUUUGGAACUGUGGGUGAUAUUUCUGCUCAAGGGAGAUCGCUUUCAAGUUGUGUUGAUCGAUUUGAAACUAGCGGGACUGUUGAACACCAAUCUACAAUACAAGAACUCCUGGAAAGGGAACACGCGUCUCUGUGUGGAACUGAAGGUGGAACCAAUGCGCCACUCGAAGGUGGCACAAAUGGGAAGAAUAAUUAUGCUGCUGAAGUACAGAAGUUAGGCUCAAGUGACACCAAUGUAGCUUUGAAUGGCACAUUGGCUGAAUCGCAAAUUGAAUUGAAGCCUCUAAGCAAACAACAUAACAGGAAUGUUUCUGCACCAUCCUCGAACCCAACGUCAUCUGGUGAUCAUAACAUCGCGAGAAGACCACCACCAACAUGCGCACCGCCAGCUGUCCAGCAGCCUUUGUCUGCUGCACCCGAGUCUUUCUGGCCUUCAGCGGGUCCACCUCCACCCACUGGACCAGCAACGGGACUUGCUGCUUCGUUAAAUGCUUCGACAUCCAUAUCUAGUGACUUCAGUAUGGCAAGUGCUCUUCAAGCGCUUGAAACAUUCGCCCCGUAUUUAAGUCAUUUAUCAUCAGCUCUCGGCGCUCUUAUUGCAGUCACUCGCAACCGAGGUACAGAUACUCUUGAAGCCUGCAAAUUUCUUGUGCAUGAAGACCACGUUAAUCUUAUAAACUUGUGCUUGGCUGAUGUAGACUCUCAGUUAAAGUACAUACCUCCCGCACACAGAGGUAAAGUACGAGCUGACAUUCGUUUGGGCGAACGAUUGCUUGAACACGCGCGAGAAAGAGUAUUCAAAAGCACACAAAAAAGUGAUGUCGCAGCAUCCUCUCUCGAUACCUGGCCUCCAGCGAACAUGUCAGCUAAUGAUGCCCAGAGUUUCUCUGGCGGUCCUCGAAACCUGCCUACGGAAGGCCAUAAUAAUACUGAAGGCCCAAGGACCAGCACUGAUUCAAGAAUUCACAACGCAGUUCUCUCGGCUAUAAUGAAAUGAUCAAAAUGUUUAAGACGAAUUAAAUUUUGAUUGAAGUCAAGACCUCAGCUAAAUCAAUAAUUUGGAAUAGAGAUGCAAUCUAAUUGUAUUUUUAGGUCGGCUGAAAUAUUUUUCUAACAAGAAAUGUGAAAUCCUGCGAUGAGACUUGGCGUCUGUCGCCAACGUGAAGACAAUGAGGUUGCCGUAACUAUUUAAGGCUUUAGUUUAGAGACACCGAUAAUUCGCCAUGGAUAUCUGUAUUUGAGUGUAAUUGUUAUGUAGGUAGGAUUCCUUGCAAUUUUUUUCCGCCUCACGCUUGCAGGUGGCUAACAUAAUGUGCAAGCUUGUCCGAGAUUUCGGGUUUUUAUGCCUCAUUUUGAAUGAGCACAGCUUCAAAUUUGUGGCAAUGCGUGCCUGUUCUAAAUUCUUGCUUUCGAAGUUAGGAAUUCGAUUGAGUAAACGGAAAUAUUUUACUGUCAAUGCUUCGCUCGGAAGAUUUAUGAAAAAUAGUUAUUCUGUACGGUUCGACCUGUAAAUCUCAAGCUAGUUUGUUAUGCGCCAAUGAUGACAGCAGGAGUGCAUUAAUUUGUAUUAUAUGAGCCUUACAUAUAAUUAUGCCUAAAUA
Molecule: messenger RNA, 5255 nt
Organism: Hyalella azteca
Lineage: Eukaryota; Metazoa; Arthropoda; Malacostraca; Amphipoda; Hyalellidae
Exons: 4
Coding region: 17-4651 (1544 amino acids)
Source: RefSeq, a predicted model, not a curated record